CGUGUACUAGGUUAAUUGCGAGACUUACUUUUUGCAAUAUAGAAAGUCUAGAACUAUUUGGGCGAGAGCCAGAAUUCUAUCAAUUAUAACAAAAUUCUGAAAAUGGGGCGCUAACGUCACAGUCUUUACUUUUUUCCUCUGUACACCUGUCAGUCUGUUUACCGGCUUGCUUGCGCACAUACGUGUCGGAACAACGCAUCUCCUUGGAAUUUAUAAUCGUGUUUUGUUUUGAAAUCACGAGGAACUUUCUCCGAACAAGACAAUGCGCUUCCGUAGCAAAAUUCAAACUUUGAAAUCUCUUUGUAGCUAUUAAUUUGGGACUAUAUAAUUUAAAUAAAUUCCACGUCGAUGAAAAGUUAUAUUUUAAGUCGAUUGAGCAUGAUAAUUGAUAGCAGCGACUGACAAAUAAGCAUUCCAGGAAUAAAUAUCUUUAAUUUAAGUAACGCAUGAAUUGAUAUGAGUCGCAUAAUCUUGCGAAUGCUGAACAUCUUCUGAUUCACCCCGAACAUGUUCGUGGCAGAAAAAAUGAGAUCAUCCCGUCGCUUAAAUUAUGCGACUAGGUACUGGGGAACACUUAUAUAUUCCCCACAUCGCGGCCAACACAUUUCCAAAAAGACCGAAAAUGCAACGAGAGAGUGUACGACCGCGCUAAAACUAAAUAUAACUGCAGUCCUUCGUAGAAUGCACCACGAUUUACCCGCGUCGCGCAGAACGGAAUACAUCUAGAAUUAUUUUACGGAAACUAGUGCAAGCUGUUCAUCGAUCUAUCGAGAAUCAAUUUUACACGGCUGUGAAAAAUCCUGUCCGCUCUCCGUAAGAUCACGCUUGGAUCAAACCGAGAUGCGGACAUUUUGGUGGCCGGUACCGGCGUCGAACCCGUGCAUUGUGCUAUCGAGAACAAUAAUGGCGUGGUCACUUUGUACCCCGUAAAUGGCAGUACGUUUGUUGAUGGUGUAUCGAUAAAUUCACCAGUGAGACUUGCGCAAGGUUGCAUGCUAUCAAUAGGCCGAUCGAAUUACAUGCGUUUUAAUCAUCCAGCCGAGGCUAAACACCUACGAUCUGUCUUUCCUCACUCGAGAAUCUCAAUGGCGCCGAUAAGUUUUGCUCUUCCUGACGGUCAGUCGCAGGAGAAUCAUCACUUAGAGCGAAAGCCACCGGUUGCACCGCGGAAAUCUCCCAGGAACUCUUGCUCUGACGACGAAAUGGGUUUUUUGAGCAAACUGACUAAGUUCGAAAUGCUAUCGAAGCAAAAUAAAACCAAUUACGUUUCACCGAAGGUUUUUCCCGCUGGUGCUGUCACGACGAAUGUACCAGCCGACCAAAUCCUCGGUCAUUCGAGAUCGUCGAGCUUGGUAUCCUUGUCGAAAUCUCCGACAAACGGUUUUACCGUGAACGGUAACGUUGACUCGACAUCGCAGAAUUCGAUUGGUUAUCACGACGAGGCUCGUCAACGAUCAGACCCACGUCUCAGUACGCCAACUCGAUCGAAUGCAGUCAAUUUGCAAUGUCAGAAUCACAAUCAGAUUAGGAUGUACACGGCGGAAACACAUUUAAAAACAUGCCAGCCGUACUACGAAAACAACAGCAAAAACGCACGAUCGCCGUCUUUUGGAAUGACGUCUUCAAAGAUCGUCAGUGCUCGAAGUGACGACCUGAUGUCUCAAAGUAUGACUUGCCAGAGCUCGAACGAUCUCGACCCUCUCGUAGACAGGGACUUCGAUAUGAGUCAAAGUCUUAUCGUCACGAAAACGACUACCACGGAGUUUCUGCAGUUGGAGAAAUAUGGAUCGAAUCCGAGUAUCUGUAACGCCAAUACCAGCGGAGAUGCUAACGUCGGAAUCUUGAGGCCAUCUACCGCUCAAGGUUUCGGCUCGAAUCCAAACGUUAAGCGAAUUCUUCCACCAAGCCCGGCAUUCAAUAGAAAUCCGAGAUAUAGCGAGCAAAAGAGAGUUUAUGCGAGGGUCAAGAGUCCUACCCCAAGUGUCGGCAGCAAUUGCUCCCUCGAAGAACUGCGAGAAAGGCAAGCAGACGCGGAGAAUAAACGCAGGGAGGCGGAGACCAAGCGGAAACAAGCGCAGGAAGAGAGGUUGCGGGAGCAAGAGGUCGAGAGGCAAGAGAAAAUGAGGCUCGAAGAAAUCUUGGCAAUGUGUGCUGAAUACGAAAGACAAAGUACCGUCGAAAAGCCGAGGCAGCCCAAUCGGAUUAUAACAAACGGAUCUCUCCCGCGUGAAAAGAGACCCGGCUAUACUUCUUUCGACAGUCCAAAGAGCCCGUCGAAAAAUCAACCGCAUUUCUCUUUCGAUACUGGCAAGCAAACAAGUUGGGGAAGUACUUCGUCAUACGAGAACAUAUCCGUGCAAAAUUCUAAAAUUACUUUCCAAAAUGGCAAUUCGCCUGUCGGUCGUAAGGAUCAAUCUGCUCAAGUUGAAAAUCAUUCGUGUGACGUUCCUGCAGGAUCACCACAUGCAACUCCACCGAGUAAUAAUCAAUCGGCGAAGUACUCUAAUGUUCACAAUACGAAUGGCAACUGCAGCUUCUCAGAUUCGAUUUCUCGUAAUGGCAAUUACGAAAACGUUAAUAUCGGCAAUAAUACUAAAAAAAGCGGCAGCUACAUCGAUAAGACAGGAAAUUACGGAAAGGUUGAUGAUACCAAAGGUUCACCGUCCACGUACGGAACGAUUCGACUGAACGGAACGAAAAUCGAACCACAACAAGCAACACAAAAUGGGAACACCAGUAUUUACGAAAACAUCGCGUUAUCUCCGACGACGCGGAAUAACAAUCAGAAUCAUUCCAUGCCAAAGAAAAACAGUCAGUUGUCGAACUCGUACGAGAUGAUAGAAAACAAGUUGGCCAUAUCGAACGACGACCUUCUUGAGGCGAUCGAGCAGCUAUCUAUGCUCUCAAAAUCAAAAGAAAUCUGCGUGACUCCUAAGCGAAAUAAUUCUGAAAUAGAUAAUACAAAAUCCAACGAAGUGAAAGCCGACAAAGAGAGGAAACAGCUGGAAGAGGAAGACAGGAAGAAAUACAUAGAAUUUUUGCAGAACGAGAAGUUACACAUUCUUGGGAACAUGGAUGCUUUGAAAAGGAGCGUCGCCGAAAUUGAGAUUCAAGAGGAAGAAGUCAACAGAGAGCUCGAAUUGGAGAAAGCACUUCUAUCCGCGGAGUAUGAAUCGGAAUCUCUGAAGCUCACGCAAGAUGAAGGAGAGAAGAUAAAGGUGCAGAUGCGAAUAAACGAACUGGAGAGAGAAAUGGCAGAGGAUAAUGCGACUCAUUCGAAUUUGCAAGCUGAAGCGAAACAACGAGUUCAAAAGGCACAACAAACUUGCGCUCGAUUAGACGAACAACUGGCCAAUUGCAUGGAUGAAAUUAUGCAGCAGGAUAUUGCCGACAAGUUAGUAGCGCAGCAAGACGUCUUGGAGAGCGAGAGAAAAGCUUUCGAGGAUUUGGAGUUUCAUCAUCUUGAAGAAGAAGCGAGUAAAUUGGCUACGAGAGAAGAGCUGCAGAGAUAUUUGAGUGAUCUUACAAGCAAAAUCGAAGGUAGAAAGUCGCAACUGACUCAUCUGGAAUCACAGCGAACCGAGAUAAAGAACACGGCAACGAAAGAUGCUAGAAGUCUGGAGAGACAGAAAUUGGGACAUUUAAAGCGAUUGGAAGAAGCACGAAAUCGAGUACGAGAAAUAAACGAAGAGCUCGGCUAUCUCGCCCAAAACUCUGCUGAAUAUUCCGAAGAAAAACGAUCCCCGAGUAGAGAAGACUUUGAUAGAAUCUCUAGAGUAACCAAUGACUCUCCUAUCGUGAACAAUCAAGGUAGCUUAGGAAGAAAAACGAUCGAAUCGCUGAAAGAAAUCGAGAGAAAUCGGCAGCUUCAUUUAGCUAAACAAGGAAGCCAAGUAAUUUCGGAGGAGAGGCGUAGAGUCGAAGAAUUGAAAAGACGUGUGCAGGAUGAAGUCCGUUCACAAUGGGAAGAAAGAAAAAUGAACUGUGCGUCUUUCAACAGCGUCGAAUCUGGCGAAGAAUCUUCCAGUUAUUCCACUGGACCAACAGAAAGUGGUAGCGGAAGCACCGACGGUGCGGAAGGUGGAGCCAGCGAAAAAUUAUCCCCUAGCAAACUUUCGGAACUUACUUCACCCAGUCCAGGACCGUCCAAUAAUUCUUACAGUUUACUCCAAAAUGACAAUAUGAGAGACGACAGAAGAACAUCGAUGGAAGGUGAGAGACUUAGCGACAAUAGUGGCGGUGGUGGCGGUAGUAGUGGCGGAAUUAUUGACGGAAAUGGAAGUCGUCCCCUUUCACAGACAUCCAGCGAAAUGGAUACACUUGGACCAUUGCAACCUGUCAAACAUCGCGAAAAGGCAAAACUUCAGAGGCCACUCACGAGGUAUCUUCCGAUCAAGUCGGAGUCCCUGGAUCUAAGGCAUCACAUAGAAACUGCCGGACACCAGUUACCUUUGAUCUACGAUGUUACGGUCGACACAACAAGUUGCAGUGGUUAUUUAUCAAAGAUGAGCAAGAAAUUUCAUCAUUGGAACAAGCGAUGGUUCGUUUUUGAUCGCAGACGGAAGACGUUAUCUUACUACAGUGAUAAUACAUCCAGAAAGGCUCGCGGUGUAAUUUACUUCCAGUCGAUCGAAGAAGUCUAUGUGGACCACAUGAACACCGUCCGAUCGCCACAGCCAUCCCUCACCUUCAUCGUGAAGACUUCGUCUAGACUGUACCAUCUCAUGGCACCCAGCCCGGAAGCUAUGCGUGUUUGGGUGGACGUGGUGUUUACCGGAGCAGAAGGAUAUCACGAGUUUGAUCACGGCGUUUGAUUUACACUUAUAUUUAUAAAACAAAUUUCCAGGAACCAGAAUCAAAUUUUCUAACUUGACGAGAACACAGUAAUUUCUGAUUUUUAAUAAUUAUAAUGAGAAAUUAUAUCCAACAUCAGAACAAUUUGUGAUUGAAAACACAAAUGAAUAAUGUGCAAAAGUAUGUAAGAUAUGAAUUAGAACAUAAUUAUUUUUUUAACGUGUCUUGGAAACAUCUAAUGAUUUUACGUUGUAAUAGGAACUUUUUUCGAAUAUUAGAAGUAAUAUUCCUUAGUGGGAAGCAUUUCUGUACAUCAAUUUUUAUGAGACGAACACGAUCACUUCAGAAAAUUGGAACAAGCGCGAGAAUUGAGCUGCUGUUAAAAAAAUAAAUGAGGCAGCUAAGUGUAGAUUAAAAAUGUGUAAGCUAUUUAUAUAACAAAAAUAAGAGAUACUUUAAUUAAAUAUUAUGAAUUUAAACGUAAUUAUUAAGCUUUACACAAUUUUAUUGAUGCACUGAUAAAUUCAAACUAC
This is a messenger RNA of Solenopsis invicta (red fire ant), 5327 nucleotides long. Its product is annotated as pleckstrin homology-like domain family B member 1. The coding region runs from base 993 to 4814 and encodes 1273 amino acids. The record is from RefSeq and is a predicted model, not a curated record. Gene Ontology annotation, molecular function: protein binding. Lineage: Eukaryota; Metazoa; Arthropoda; Insecta; Hymenoptera; Formicidae. The transcript is spliced from 12 exons.